Molecule: messenger RNA, 2425 nt
Organism: Folsomia candida
Lineage: Eukaryota; Metazoa; Arthropoda; Collembola; Entomobryomorpha; Isotomidae
Exons: 3
Coding region: 1258-1641 (127 amino acids)
Source: RefSeq, a predicted model, not a curated record
UUUACCUAUCUGACGUACUUUAUGUACAUGCCCCCCCUACAUACAAUCUUUUUCAUUUUGCUGUAAAUGUGCAUAUCCUCAACUGAUGCGAAGUUUGCGUUGAGUGAUAAAAUUUUGACCAAAAUGUUGCUAAACGUAUUGCUGGCGUGGUCCGUUUCUUGUAUUGUGUCCAGUAUAGCGUGCCUCCUUCUGGGGGUUUGUUGUGCCAGGUUGUGCUAUCUUCUGUGGUGGACGAGGCGAAUUCAAAUGCAGGUGAAUCAAAAUUUCAAAAUUUUGUAUUAAAGAAAUGUUAUAAAAUACAAUUUUGAACCUAAUAUUUUUAAAUUGUGACAAAAACCAAUGCAAGUUUUCAACGACAAUAUUAAAUUCUGCUCUGUAAUCUGGUAAUUCUUUGUGAAAUAAACUUUGAUUUUCAGUUCGGAGUGUUAUAAAUGCAUACGUUUUUUUGAAUUCUAUUCAACUUUUUUUUCCUUGACUUUCAAUUCUAUCAGGAUUCUGACUAUGAAUCUGGCCUUUUGGGAAAAAGCCGAAGACAAUAUUUUACGAAAAACGUAGCCUUUCUGCUUAUCGCUGCCGUGUCGAACGGGGUCACCUUAGUGAGAGCGUAUUCUUGGCGUGACAUGGAUUUCAUGCGUCUCAUCUGGUUCGGAUUGAUGGAUCUGGCUGUAUCUUUGAUGAUAUUUGGGAUGCAAUCUGACAACCCAGAGAAGGUGGACGUGUAGGCGAAGGGGGUACAAUGAGACAAAUAAACAUCAUAAAUUAGACAGAAAUUCUAAAAAUCGAGACAUAUGCGAGAACUGUAAUUGUGCAGGAAUGAGAUUUUUAUUUUUACGGGAAAAAAGUGUGUGUAUGGGGACCGUGCAGGAAGGAUGUGGCAGAUCAUUGAUAGAUUUGUUCAUAUAUUUAUUUUAUUCAGCUACCAUCCUUUGUUCAAAAAUUUGAAAAAAAUCUGCAAGUUAUGUUUUUUACACAGUGUGCUCAAAUGUUGUCAUUCUGUGUGCACAGCAUCAUUAAAAAGUGAGCCGUGUGUUCGUCUUCCUCCAAACGUGGAGGUAAUAAAGGAAGAUGUCAGUGUGCCAAAAAUAGCUAAAAACCGGCUCCAGAUGCUGAUCUUGUCCGAGUCAAACUGAACUUCAGUCGUUUAACGGAGUGUCAACUAAGAAGUAAAAGUAAAAAUCGGAUUUUGGUUAAAAAUUGAAAAGUUGAAGAGUUUUGAAAGUUCUGUAAGAAAUUUCACACCAUAAAAUUGUUUGUGCCAUGAUGUGGAAUAUUUUGACCUACGCGUACAACACGUUGCUCGUCAUCUUCAUCGCGACACAUCUCCUCGUAGGUGCACUCAUUUCUUUCCUGGUCGGACUUUACUUGGGAAUUUAUUUGGCGCAGAAUUAUGCCGUGCCAAGAAUCACUGAGCCGUCCUUGCUGUAUGAAAAAGUGGUCCGAUUUCUGGAGCAGCAUCGACUCCGAAGUAUUCGACCGGCCAGAAUUAUGACGUUGAUUCGAGAAGAUUCUCCCACCGGAAAGAGCGACGAUGUGGUCCAAGGAUUACUUCAAGUUAAUGCGAGAUCUGAUUCUUUAGAAAAUGAGGACAACCAGGGAACAAAUGCAGCAAUCUUAUUUUCUACGCAUGCUCACCUCGAGUAAAAAAAUUGGAAAGACUAAAUAACUUGCACAAAGUAUUAAUAAUGGGAGGUUAUAAUUAAAGAAACAAUUUAAUGAUUAUCCAUGAAUUAUUAGUAUAAUACUUAUUUAAAAACAUUUAUGAAAUUAAUUAUAUGUAAUAGUUUCACAUUGAUAUGUACGAUUUCCAAAAUUUUCUUGCACUUUUUUCCUCAUUUUUUUGAUUUUUAAUAUUGCAACGAAGGUCGUUUUAUUUUGUACUUGAAUGAUGAAAAUUAAUGGUCAGAUUUUUUGCGAUGUUUUGUAUUUUGUACAUAUAUAUUUAUUUGCUAAUUAUUGAGGAUCUGCGAUACACUAAAUAACCCACCUACUAAUUUGUACAUAACCAAAUAUAAGAUAAUGAAUAUUUACUCAUUCUUUUAAUGCAUUUGCAGAUGCAAGCGUGUAAAGUUGAAUUAUGUAAUUAUAACAAAUACAUGCUUUUACAAAAGUAAUGAAGUAACACUGUAGAUACAUUAAUUACUUGUCAUUUAUGAGAUUCUUAGAUUAGUUUGCUAAAUUUGAUUGGUAAUUAAGUACCCACUCCUGCCAAGCCUGAAAAGUUUUUUGAAGGGGAUGCAUCUAUGUAUUAAUCAAUUUCGUAUUAAGGUAAGGGUAAUUAUGGUUUAAUGGCGAAAAAUACAUGCAUGGCUUGUGCAUCGGAUAUGCAAAGUAUGUCCAUUUACAUAUCAAAGUAUCCAAUUCCCUCCUUUCGUCAUACUUAAAUUAUACGAUUUUUAAAGUUAUAAAUACAUACAUGAGGACAAUA